Molecule: messenger RNA, 2231 nt
Organism: Symbiodinium natans
Lineage: Eukaryota; Dinophyceae; Suessiales; Symbiodiniaceae
Source: the annotation of a GenBank genome assembly
AUGGACUACGACCCCGACGGCGCGGCGCUGUCGGCGCCGCGGUCCUCGCGGCUGCAGGAGCUGCGACGGCAGUGGCGUGAGAGACAGCAGUAUCGCGAUGGACCAGGGACGCCCAGCCCCUUGUUGCAGACGCCGACGAGGCGCCUGGCAGACCUGCUGGCCGCUGCUGAGUCACCUGUGCAGGACGUUUUGGCAUGCCAACGCUUGAGUCCAAGCCUUCAAGAGCCUUGCUCGGACACGUUGGCAAAGACUUGGCAGGACCAACUUCCUGAGCCCGGGGAGGAGGCCUUCGUGGCUGCGCGGGCGAGCGUGCGCCGGGAUGAGUACCUGAAGCUGGAGUCCUGGCUCAUGGCUGGAGGCUCCCCGGAACCGUUUGCGCCUUGGUUCCGGGAGCUGCUCAUGGACAUGGACGACGAGGCCUUUGCCGCUGCUUGCCGCGCGGUCGCGUCGCACUACCGCCGGGCGGCGGAGCAGCGCGCGCUAGGCCUUGACACAGCCGCAGCGCCGUGCAGGCCCUGGCUCCCGGGCUUCCUGGAGAGACUCCGGACUUCUUCGCCCAAAAGCCUCAAGCAGGCCGUGGAGUUGGUGGCAGCGCUGCUGGCAGCUCCCAGGCAUUCCAGGACGGCAACCUCCUUGCAGCGCCACGAGUUCUUCGACGAGCUCUGUUCCCUUCCGCCGUCUGCAGGGGCCGAGAGCCUCCUCCGAGGCUGCGAGGCGCAUGGCGCCCUCCAAAAGGAGGACCUCGACGAGCUGCGACGCAUAGUGGCACCCGCGCCUGCCCUGCCAGUGGGCAAGCAGGAGGUCCCACAUGGGCCUCACCUGGAGCAGAGCAGCUUCCUUGCCUCGCCCAUGAGGCCUGUGGCACAGGGCCCCGAGGACCCGCUUCGGCUGCUUGGCACCGCCUCCCCAAAGUCCUGGCGUCAGCGCCUUGAGGCUCUUGAGACGAUCCAAGGGCCAGAUGCAGACGGUGUCCACGGUCAGCUGCUGUGGCCGCAGCUGGUGCUUCAGGCCGAGGAUGACCAUCCGGCCGUCGCUGCGGCGUCGCUGCGCUGUCUGGCGCGUCUGGCGCCGCUCCUGUCCGCCCCUGGCGAUCACCUGCUUGCCCGCCUCGCCGCAGCGGUGAAAGCCUGCUCGAAGGGCCGCCUGCGGGAAAAAGAAGCGGCCCGGGUGCUGCUGGGUGCUGCGGCGAGGUGCCCCCGUGCUGUGGGGGGCCCCGCGGGCCUCGGUGCCUUCUUGGGCCUGGCCCUGGGCCUUCAGAAGGAUCGGGCGAAAGCACUAGUCCUGGAGCUGAUGGCAGAAAGGCACCAGCCGGCCAAUGCUGGAGGUUCCGGUCUGCCGGCGCCGCUGGAGGCCCUGCUCCAGGAACUGGGAAAGCUGCGGCCGCCAGAGAUACGGCGCGGAGGCUUCACCCCAAGCCCCAGCCGUCGGCACGCGGCGCUGGGCAGCCCGGAUUUUCCGCAGGGCCCCAGGAUCUCGCCCGUUCAGAAGGCGACACCUUCCACGACUUCGCCCGGCUUCCUGGCCUUCGCUGAGGCCCUGCCAGAUCCCGACUCGGUGCCGCCACUUUGCCGCUUCGCAUCGCCAGUGAAGCUAUGGAAACAGGUUCGGCCCUGGGAAGCUAGGACGCCGGAUACUAUUCGAGGGAGCGCCACCUCUUUCGGGCCCUCUCUCCCUUCGGAGUCCCGGCUCCUGAGCCUCUCCCAGGCGCCCUCGCCGGAAGAUCUCGGUGACACGCAGAGCACGGCGAUGGGAACCUCGCCAGAGGAUCCCAUCAGCCCGGAGGCGCCGAUCAAGCCGGAUGGGGCAGAGGAGGGGGAAGGAGACGAGGAGGACGAGGAGGAGGAGGCUGCCUUCCUGGAGUCUUUCCUGACCCGCCUGGACACGGAGACACCAAAGGCCGUCGCCCAAGCGCUGGCGCAGUCCUGUCCCGAGGCAGCGCGUGCUGUCGACUUCCUCCUUAGCUGCCUGUUGACACCGCCUGGAGGUGUCAGCAGUGGAAAGCUGGCCGAGCUCCUUCAAAGCUUCGUGGAGGAGCUCCUGUCGGGAGACCGGGACCUGAGAGACCUGGACCUUCCCUCGUUGCCGGCUGUCGUCGAUGCGGCCUCGGCGGGGCGGCUCAGCGCGGCGCUUCCGGCGCUGCGGCGGGGGCUGGAGCCACUCUUGCGGCACUUGGCCCCAGGAGCCGUCCCCGAAACAUGCUGGACACAGCUCCGACGAAUUCUCGCGGAGAG